UAGCAAAUGGAAGUUGGAAGUUGUCUGCAACCUGCGAUUACAGUAUUCGAAUAUGCGAGUCUUAUUAUAUGUACAUUUGAUAUGAGGCUACAUAUUAUUGACGUACGAGUAUUACUCACAAUAUCGGAACGAAAAGCAAACACGACGCUUCUAUCGAUUCCAGGUUUGAGAGAUUCGAAACAUGCCAUGCAUUUUAUUUCAGUGUGGGGUGAGAUUGUGGUCAACGUGAAACAUCCGCAGCAGAGUUGGAGCGUCCAAGAGCCGGAGGUCCCUAGAUUGCAUCCACUUUGCGAGGACCAGCGAAAUGUCCUUGCUAACCUUCAUCCCCAAUGCACUGGCGUACGUGUUCAUCUCCCUUCUCGUCUGCAUCAUUUGCUUUAUUGUUAUCUACGUCAGCCACAAGUUGUAUUUGGUGAUAAACGACAAAUUCUCAGUGGUUCCAGUGGGACAGUCGCAGAUUGCAUUUCGAAAGAAGAUGCACUCGGGUAA
Molecule: messenger RNA, 489 nt
Organism: Hermetia illucens (black soldier fly)
Lineage: Eukaryota; Metazoa; Arthropoda; Insecta; Diptera; Stratiomyidae
Exons: 2
Coding region: 7-489 (160 amino acids)
Source: RefSeq, a predicted model, not a curated record